This is a messenger RNA of Cucurbitaria berberidis CBS 394.84, 1210 nucleotides long. RefSeq lists its product as uncharacterized. The record is from RefSeq and is a predicted model, not a curated record. The coding region runs from base 417 to 1061 and encodes 214 amino acids. The transcript is spliced from 3 exons. NCBI's taxonomy places the organism in Eukaryota, Fungi, Ascomycota, Dothideomycetes, Pleosporales, Cucurbitariaceae.
CUUGUAGUUGAGGGCAACAAUAUUUUCUAGGACACGACCAUCCAGCUCAACAUCAUCGUUCUUUGUUCCCGACGAUGAAGGCGAUUUUCCUCCUCUUGCCUUUGCUGGGCGCUCUCACUCUGGCACAGGACCUCCAAGAGGAUGAUUGCCAGUGCCCGCAGGUCAAGUGCAGAAGUGAUGAUGCUGCGGUACGUAGUUGGCUCCGUCCUCGAACACUUAUCUUUGACCUUGACUGACGCACCAAAAGGCACUUUGCCGAUGCAUCAACGGCCGAGAACGUCGAUGCAAAGAGAAAUGUCCCAAGUAUGAGCCUAACGCAAUAGUUUUGUCCCAGCAAGCCAGCCCCGACACAACAGCCAGCACCUAAGCCAACCACAUGUGUAUGCGAGCAAGUCUAUUGUCCACAGAUCUGGCCUAUGUCUUGCCAUUGCGCCAACGACGUAGCGCAACAAUGCUACGAGAAGUGUGGUGGCGACCCUCCGGUAGCUCAGAAAUGCCAGGAUAUCUCCACUCGCGCACCCGAACCUGAGCCUAGUCUUGCCCACGAGCGUGAAGCUGCAAAAGAUUGCGAGUGCGAGGACAUCUUCUGUGCCCAGGUGUGGCCCGAUUCCUGCUAUUGCGCGAAUGCUGCGGCAAACCAAUGCCAUAAGAAGUGCGGCGGCCCCAAACCAAACACUCAGAAGUGCCCGCCCCAAACGAGCAAGACGCUACGUACCAAGACCAGGACUGCCCGCCCAUCGCCAACCAAGUCAAGCCCGCCCAAACCGACAAACACGCACAAAGUCUGCGGCGGCGGUCGAGCUAACUUCCAGACCUGCGACGGAGACGACAUUUGCAUUACGGAUCCGUACACGCCUGGCUGCGGACCUGCAUGUGACGGUCUUGGUAUCUGUGUCAAGGACAAGAUGUGCGGUGGGUUUGCAGGAUUUGCAUGCGGUGAGAAGGGCCAGGUUUGCCAUGACGACCCGAGGGAUGAUUGUGAUCCGAAGAACGGGGGUGCGGACUGUGGCGGCUUGUGCAUUUGGCCGCACAAAAGCUUGUAUCCGCCGCCGCAGCGGUGAGAAAAUCAGUGAUGAAUCAGUGUUGGCGAGUUGUUGGAUUCUUUAUUGUUUUUCAAAAAUUAGUGUUGCGCGAUUUAGUGGGGUAUGGUGACGCGUUGUAUGAUGGUUGAUAGGAUGGGUGCAUAACUUAUGCGACAUUUGAACUCAAU